This is a messenger RNA of Drosophila virilis, 1574 nucleotides long. Its product is annotated as pupal cuticle protein G1A. Lineage: Eukaryota; Metazoa; Arthropoda; Insecta; Diptera; Drosophilidae. The record is from RefSeq and is a predicted model, not a curated record.
CCCGCGCCUCGGAAAAUUCAAGGACUCUUCCAGCUUGUGUCAACUUUUUCCUUUCUCAUUUUUUUCGGGGUUGUUUUUUUUUUUGCACUUUUUGUUGUUGUUUAUGAUUUUUGUACUUUCGUGCAAGUUUUUCAAAAUGAAUAUCCCUGCUGCUGCUGCUGUGGCUCACGGGGCGCAUGAUGAAUAUUUAUUGAAAUUACCAAAGUUGCCGCUUGCCUCAAAUUGAAUUGUGUUGCCAACUUGGGAUAGCUGCACGCCCACUUACCGCCCCCGGCCCACGCUGGCUGUCUUAGUUUUAUGUUUUUUUUUUGGCAAAUUGUUAUUAAUAUUACACGUGUGCCAUUGAGUCGCUCUCUAAACCUAAUUACGACGUUUAAUUUAUGGCCACAAAUUGGCUUUCAAAUAAUUUGCCACACACUCGACAGACAGACAAUCGGCUAACGAAAUCCGCAUCUCUCAUUGUGGGCAGGUUCCCAAUUAACCAAAAUGCCGUUUGGCACGCGUCAGUUGCGUAUAAAAGCCGCAACAUUUUGGCCAAAUCAACAACAGUCGCAGCUCAGUCAGCCAGCCGAUAACAGUUUCAGUUUCCACACCCAGUAUCUAUCGCUUACCAUGGCCUUCCGUUACGUCAUCCUCGCCCUGUGCGCCCUGUUGGCCUCUGCCCAAGCUGGCCUGCUGACCAGCCAUGUGGCUGUGGCUAAUCCUUCCGUGGAUGCUGUGGCCUCCACGCAGCACAAUGUGGUGCGCUCCUUCGCCGGCACCGUCUCCAGCUACUCCAAGGCUGUGGAUACGCCCUACUCCAGCGUGCGUAAGUCGGACACACGCAUCCAAAACAAUGUCUACACGCCGGCUAUUGCCAAGACAACUUAUGCGGCGCCACUAUACACUCAGGCCACGCCCAUUGUGCAGAAGAGCGUGUAUGCUGCUCAAGCUCCCGUCCUGGCCAAGACCGUCUCGUAUGCUGCUCCAGCUCCCGUCCUGGCAAAGACCGUCUCGUAUGCCGCUCCAGCUGUCAGCUAUGCUGCUCCCGUCAAGACCGUCUCGUAUGCUGCUCCGGCUGUCAGCUAUGCUGCUCCCGUCAAGACUGUCUACGCUGCUCCUGCUCCUGUUGUGACCAAGACCGUGUACGCUGCACCCGCUCCCGUCGUUGCCAAGACCAUCUACUCUGCUGCUCCCGUGUAUGCCAAGUCGUAUGCCGCACCUGCUGUUAGCUAUGCCGCUCCACUGGCCACCACCAAUGUGAACCAUGGUCCAUCUGCCACCACCUACAGCCACAAUGCCCCAGCCCUAGGCGUCUCCAGCUACGGCAGCUCCCAGACGGUGCACUAUUCGCCCGCGGAGAGCGUCUCGCACAUGAGCUUCGAUGGCUUCGGCACCCACUGGGGUUUCUAGGCGCACGACUCGCAAAUUAGUAAAGCCGCUUGUUAAUGGUGCACGUUGUUAAUAAAAAAAAACCCACAAAUUUUUGUUGCAAGUAAAAAUUGGCAAAGCUUCCGUUUCGAGGUUGGGCCUGAAACCAGCGCAGGCUAAGCAAAAUGAAGCCUAACAAGCAAUAAACGCGCAAUUGUCCAAAA